UGAUUGGCCGGUGAGGAGCUAGGCUUCUUCCCUCGAUCUCGCGUUGUCAGCGCGUUGCAUCACCUCCGCGCGCCGGCUCAUAGCUCUCUUGCCGGCAGAAUUGCUGCUAGACUUGCUGGCCCGCGCGGCUAUCCAGCAACAAAAUGGUUCAACAAGUUCCAGAAAACAUAAAUUUUCCUGCUGAAGAAGAAAAAAUCUUGGAGUUUUGGACUAAAUUUAAUUGUUUUCAGGAAUGCUUAAAGCAAUCGAAACAUAAACCAAAAUUUACUUUCUAUGAUGGUCCUCCUUUUGCAACUGGACUGCCUCAUUAUGGACAUAUACUUGCAGGGACAAUUAAAGAUAUAGUUACAAGAUAUGCUCACCAGAGUGGGUUUCAUGUUGACAGAAGAUUUGGAUGGGAUUGUCAUGGCUUACCUGUGGAAUAUGAAAUUGAUAAGACACUAGGAAUCAGAGGACCAGAGGAUGUGGCCAAAAUGGGGAUUGCAGAGUAUAACAGUCAGUGCCGAGCAAUUGUGAUGAGAUAUUCUACUGAGUGGAAGUCUACCGUUACCAGACUUGGCCGGUGGAUUGACUUUGACAAUGACUACAAAACUCUUUAUCCAGAAUUCAUGGAAAGUGUCUGGUGGGUCUUCAAACAACUCUAUGAUAAAGGCCUUGUUUAUAGAGGUGUGAAAGUCAUGCCCUUCUCUACUGCAUGUAACACUCCACUUUCCAACUUUGAGUCACACCAGAAUUAUAAGGAUGUUCAAGACCCUUCAGUAUUUGUAACUUUCCCUUUGGAAGAAGAUGAAACUGUAUCUUUAGUUGCUUGGACAACCACUCCCUGGACUCUACCUAGUAACCUUGCCGUCUGUGUUAAUCCAGAAAUGCAAUACGUGAAGAUUAAAGAUGUUGCCAGAGGAAAAUUGCUCAUUUUAAUGGAAGCCAGAUUGUCAGCCCUCUAUAAAUUGGAGAGUGACUAUGAGAUCCUUGAAAGAUUUCCUGGUACCUAUCUUAAAGGCAAGAAGUACAGGCCCUUGUUUGACUAUUUUGUGAAGUGUAAAGAGAAUGGCGCUUUCACUGUACUCGUAGACAACUAUGUGAAGGAAGAAGAAGGCACAGGGGUUGUCCACCAAGCUCCUUACUUUGGUGCUGAUGACUAUCGGGUCUGUAUGGACUUCAACAUUAUUCGGAAAGACUCACUCCCCGUUUGCCCUGUGGAUGCAUCAGGCUGCUUCACAGCAGAGGUGACACAUUUUGCAGGACAGUAUGUGAAGGAUGCUGACAAAAGUAUCAUCAGGACUUUGAAGGAACAAGGCCGACUUCUGGUUGCCACCACCUUCACUCACAGCUACCCUUUUUGCUGGAGAUCAGACACUCCCCUCAUUUACAAAGCGGUGCCCAGCUGGUUUGUGCGAGUGGAGAACAUGGUGGACCAGCUCCUAAGGAACAAUGACCUGUCUUACUGGGUCCCAGAGUUUGUGCGAGAAAAACGAUUUGGAAAUUGGCUGAAAGAUGCACGUGACUGGGCAAUUUCCAGAAACAGAUACUGGGGCACCCCUAUCCCACUGUGGGUCAGCGAUGACUUUAUGGAGGUAGUAUGCAUUGGGUCAAUGGCAGAACUUGAAGAACUCUCGGGAGCAAAGAUCUCAGAUCUCCACAGAGAGAGCGUUGACCACCUGACCAUUCCUUCACGCUGUGGGAAGGGAUCCUUGCACCGCAUCUCUGAAGUGUUUGACUGUUGGUUUGAGAGUGGCAGCAUGCCCUAUGCUCAGGUUCAUUAUCCAUUUGAAAACAAGAGGGAGUUUGAGGAUGCUUUUCCUGCAGACUUCAUUGCUGAGGGCAUCGACCAAACCAGAGGAUGGUUUUAUACCCUGCUGGUGCUGGCCACAGCCCUCUUCGGACAACCGCCUUUCAAGAAUGUAAUUGUGAAUGGGCUCGUCCUGGCAAGUGAUGGCCAAAAAAUGAGCAAACGGAAAAAGAAUUAUCCAGAUCCAGUUUCCAUUAUCCAGAAGUAUGGUGCUGAUGCGCUCAGAUUGUAUCUGAUUAACUCCCCUGUGGUGAGAGCAGAAAACCUCCGCUUUAAAGAGGAGGGUGUGCGGGACGUCCUUAAGGACGUACUGCUCCCAUGGUACAAUGCCUACCGCUUCUUCAUCCAGAACAUUGUGAGGCUUCAGAAGGAAGAAGAAAUAGAAUUUCUCUACAAUGAGAACACAGUUAGAAAAAGCCCCAACGUUACAGACCAGUGGAUCCUGUCCUUCAUGCAGUCUCUCAUUGACUUCUUUGCGACUGAAAUGGCAGCUUAUAGGCUUUACACUGUGGUGCCUCGCCUUGUCAAGUUUGUAGAUACUCUCACCAAUUGGUAUGUUCGAAUGAACCGCAGAAGAUUAAAGGGUGAAAACGGGGUGGAAGAUUGUGUCACGGCCCUAGAAACCUUGUUUAGUGUUCUGCUUUCUCUUUGCAGACUUAUGGCUCCCUACAUACCUUUUCUCACUGAAUUGAUGUACCAGAAUCUAAAGGUGCUGAUCGACCCUGUUUCUGUUCAAGACAAGGACACACUCAGCAUCCACUACCUCAUGCUGCCCCGUGUUCGAGAAGAAUUGAUUGAUAAGAAAAUAGAGAGUGCAAUAUCUCGGAUGCAGUCUGUGAUUGAACUUGGACGAGUGAUCAGAGACCGCAAAACUAUUCCCAUAAAGUAUCCUUUGAAAGAAAUUGUGGUUAUCCAUCAAGAUCCAGAAGCUCUUAAAGAUAUCAAGUCUUUGGAGAAGUAUGUCAUUGAGGAAUUAAAUGUUCGAAAAGUUACACUGUCUACAGAUAAAAACAAGUAUGGCAUUCGGCUAAGGGCAGAACCAGAUCACAUGGUCCUGGGGAAGCGUCUGAAGGGAGCCUUUAAGGCAGUGAUGACGUCCAUCAAGCAGCUGAGCAGUGAGGAGCUGGAGCAGUUCCAAAAGACUGGGACCAUUGUUGUGGAAGGCCACGAAUUGCAUGAUGAAGACAUCCGCCUCAUGUACACCUUUGAUCAGGCCACAGGUGGGACUGCACAAUUUGAAGCACACUCAGAUGCUCAGGCUUUGGUCCUCUUAGAUGUCACUCCUGACCAGUCAAUGGUGGAUGAAGGAAUGGCUCGGGAAGUCAUCAAUCGCAUACAGAAACUUCGCAAAAAGUGCCAUCUGGUUCCAACUGAUGAAAUCACAGUGUAUUACAACGCGAAGUCUGAAGGAAGAUAUCUGAAUAACAUUAUUGAAAGCCACACAGAGUUCAUAUUUGCCACCAUAAAGGCUCCCUUAAAACCAUAUCCAGUUCCUCCACCAGAUGAAAUCCUUAUUCAAGAAAAAACACAGUUGAAGGGAUCUGAACUGGAAAUUACACUUACCAGAGGAUCUUCCCUUCCUGGUCCUGCUUGUGCUUAUGUCAAUCUUAACAUUUGUGCAAAUGGCAGUGAACAAGGCGGAGUAUUGCUUCUGGAAAAUCCAAAAGGUGAUAAUAGGUUGGACCUUUUAAAACUGAAGAGUGUCGUCAGUAGCAUUUUUGGUGUGAGAAAAACAGACCUGGCUGUCUUCCAUAAUGAAACAGAAAUACAAAACCAAACCGACUUACUGGGUCUUAGUGGAAAAACACUGUGUGUGACUGCAGGAUUGGCUCCCUCUCCGAUCAACAGUUCCAGUACUCUUCUUUGUCAGUAUGUCAACCUGCAGCUCCUGAAUGCAGAGCCACAAGAGUGUUUAAUGGGGACAGUGGGUACUCUACUCCUUGAAAACCCACUUGGGCAGAAUGGACUCACCCACAAAGGCCUUCUAUAUGAAGCAGCCAAGGUGUUUGGCCUUCGGAGCAGAAAGCUAAAGCUAUUUCUGAAUGAGACCCAAACGCAAGAAAUUACAGAAGACAUCCCCAUGAAGACUUUGAAUAUGAAGACUGUGUAUGUUUCUGUAUUACAAACAACAGCAGACUUCUAGCAUGCACUUAGCAGUGUUCAGUCAGCCUUGCCCUGCUUACACCCAUCCCCAUGCAUAUGUGCACAUAGACACACACAUGAACACACUGAAGAUAUUUCCUUCAGGUGCAUGUAAAAUAUGCUGCUUGAUUGAAAUUCAAAUGGACUUGAUCAAUCAAGUAACUUGAGACCUCACAGUAAUCUUCACACUUAACCUUAGACACCUAUGCAGUCAUGUUGGGAGCAGCACCACCACAGUUAAACAAAGAAGGUUUUUGUUUUUUUUUUUUUGAGAUGGAGUUUCGCUGUUGUUACCUAGACUGGAGUGCAAUGGCACGAUCUCGGCUCACUGCAACCUCCUCCUUCUGGGUUCAAGCAAUUCUCCUGCCUCAGCCUCCCAAGUAGCUUGGACUACACACGCGCCCCACCAUGCCCAGCUAAUUUUUGUAUUUUUAGUAGAGACGGGGUUUCACCUCGUUGACCAGGAUGGUCUCGAUCUCUUGACCUCGUGAUCCACCCGCCUCAGCCUCCCAAAGUGCUGGGAUUAUAGGUGUGAGCCACCGUGCCUGGCCUAUACUUGAGUUCUAAGUAAAGAAGGUAGAAGCAAUUUAAAUGGUAUAGCAUAUAUAUCAUUUUCUGGCCUUUUAAAAUUUAUUUGAGACCGCCUGAUGAAAUGGACAUAUUAUAUAUUUCUGCCACUUGGAUUUUUCUGGAUAAUUUGAUGGAAUAUUUUAAGUUUCAGUAAAUCAGAACAAUAAACUCAGAUAUAAAUGUG
Callithrix jacchus (white-tufted-ear marmoset) is the source of this 4685-nucleotide messenger RNA. It is a transcript of the gene IARS1, whose product is annotated as isoleucyl-tRNA synthetase 1. Gene Ontology annotation, molecular function: ATP binding; aminoacyl-tRNA deacylase activity; isoleucine-tRNA ligase activity. Gene Ontology annotation, biological process: isoleucyl-tRNA aminoacylation. NCBI's taxonomy places the organism in Eukaryota, Metazoa, Chordata, Mammalia, Primates, Cebidae. The record is from RefSeq and is a predicted model, not a curated record.